GGACUGGGUCGGAUUGAGAGAGGCCAGCCAUGUAACGCCUGUGGUGACCAGUGCCCUGGGUUUGCCUUGCAUAAAUGGAGGAAGAUCUGCCUACACUGCAAGUGUCCCCAGGAGGAGCACAUGGUAACAGUGAUGCCGCUGGAGAUGGAGAAGACCAUCAGCAAACUCAUGUUUGACUUCCAGAGGAACUCGACCUCAGAUGAUGACUCAGGCUGUGCCUUGGAAGAGUACGCCUGGGUUCCCCCGGGGCUGAAGCCUGAGCAGGUGCACCAGUACUAUAGCUGCCUCCCAGAAGAGAAAGUCCCUUAUGUCAACAGUCCUGGAGAGAAAUUGCGCAUCAAGCUGCUAUUGCACCAGCUGCCGCCCCAUGACAAUGAGGUUCGAUAUUGCAACUCCCUGGAUGAGGAAGAGAAGAGGGAGCUGAAGCUGUUCAGCAACCAGAGGAAACGUGAGAACUUGGGCCGAGGGAAUGUCAGGCCCUUCCCUGUUACCAUGACAGGAGCCAUUUGUGAGCAGUGCGGAGGGCAGAUUAAAGGUGGGGACAUUGCUGUGUUUGCAUCACGUGCUGGCCAUGGUAUCUGCUGGCAUCCACCCUGCUUUAUAUGCACCGUCUGCAAUGAGCUUUUGGUUGACUUGAUCUACUUUUACCAAGAUGGGAAGAUCUACUGUGGUAGGCACCAUGCUGAGUGCCUGAAGCCACGCUGUGCAGCCUGUGACGAGAUCAUCUUUGCAGAUGAGUGCACGGAAGCUGAGGGACGACACUGGCACAUGAGACACUUCUGCUGCUUUGAGUGUGAGACCGUGCUGGGGGGCCAACGCUACAUCAUGAAGGAAGGAAGGCCCUACUGCUGCCACUGCUUUGAGUCCCUAUAUGCAGAAUAUUGUGACACCUGUGCCCAACAUAUAGGUAUCGACCAAGGUCAAAUGACCUACGACGGCCAACACUGGCAUGCUACAGAGACCUGUUUCUGCUGCGCUCAUUGUAAGAAGUCCCUCCUGGGGCGACCGUUCCUCCCAAAGCAGGGCCAGAUAUUCUGCUCACGGGCCUGCAGUGCUGGGGAGGACCCCAAUGGCUCUGACUCAUCUGAUUCGGCUUUCCAGAACGCCAGAGCCAAGGAGUCUCGUCGCAGUGCCAAAAUCGGCAAGAACAAAGGCAAAACAGAGGAGGCCAUGCUGAGCCAGCACAGCCAGUUGCAGGUGAGUUCUAACCGGCUCUCAGCCGAUGUGGACCCCCUGUCAGUGCAGAUGGAUCUCCUCAGCCUAUCCAGUCAGACGCCCAGCCUCAAUCGGGACCCCAUUUGGAGGAGCCGAGAUGAGCCCUUCCAUUAUGGGAACAAGAUGGAGCAGAACCAAUCCCAGAGUCCUUUGCAGCUUCUCAGCCAGUGCAACAUCAGAACUUCCUAUGGUUCUGGAGGGCAGGGAGCAGGAGCCCAGCCUGAUGUGUGGGCCAAGCACUUCAGCAACCCCAAGAGAAGCUCGUCAAUGGCCAUGAAGGGGCACGGUGGCAGCUUUAUCAAGGAAUGCCGUGAGGACUAUUACCCAGGGAGGCUGAUGUCCCAGGAGAGCUACAGCGAUAUGUCCAGCCAAAGCUUUAGUGAAACCCGAGGCAGCAUCCCAGUUCCCAAGUAUGAGGAGGAGGAAGAAGAAGAGGAAGGUGGCAUAUCUACCCAGCAGUGCCGGCCCCGUCAUCCGCUCAGUUCCCUCAAAUAUACAGAGGACAUGACACCCACAGAACAGACUCCUCGUGGCUCUAUGGAAUCACUGGCCCUGUCCAAUGCAACAGGCCUGUCUGCGGAAGGUGGUGCCAAGCGCCAGGAGCACCUAUCUCGGUUUUCCAUGCCUGACCUCAGCAAAGACUCUGGGAUGAAUGUCUCAGAAAAGCUGAGCAACAUGGGCACUCUCAACUCCUCCAUGCAAUUCAGGAGUGCAGAGUCUGUCCGGAGCCUGCUGUCUGCACAACAGUACCAGGAGAUGGAGGGGAACCUUCACCAGCUCAGCAACCCCCUAGGGUACAGGGACUUACAGUCCCAUGGAAGGAUGCACCAGAGCUUUGAUUUUGAUGGCAGCAUAGCAAGCAGCAAGCUGCCAGGGCAGGAAGGUGUGCGCAUCCAGCCCAUGAGUGAACGCACCCGGAGGAGAGCUACUUCCAGGGAUGACACCCGCCGCUUCCGCCCUCACCGGUCCAGAAGGUCUCGACGCUCACGCUCAGACAAUGCCCUGCACCUAGCCAGCGAGCGGGAGGUCAUCGCUCGGUUGAAGGAAAGGCCCCCUCUAAGAGCUAGGGAGGACUAUGACCAGUUCAUGCGCCAACGGAGCUUCCAGGAGAGCCUGGGACAGGGGUCCCGGCGGGAUCUGUACGGCCAGUGUCCCAGGACUGUGUCAGAUCUGGCUUUGCAGAAUGCCUUUGGGGAACGAUGGGGACCCUACUUCACGGAGUAUGAUUGGUGCUCCACCUGCUCCUCCUCUUCAGAGUCCGAUAAUGAGGGCUACUUCCUAGGCGAACCCAUCCCCCAGCCAGCCCGCCUACGAUAUGUCACCAGUGAUGAGCUGCUGCACAAGUACAGCUCCUACGGUGUCCCCAAAUCCUCCACCUUAAGUGGCAGAGGACAGUUGCACAGCAGGAAAAGACAGAAGAGCAAAAACUGUAUCAUUUCAUAA
This is a messenger RNA of Cricetulus griseus (Chinese hamster), 2658 nucleotides long. Lineage: Eukaryota; Metazoa; Chordata; Mammalia; Rodentia; Cricetidae. The record is from RefSeq and is a predicted model, not a curated record.